This is a messenger RNA of Wasmannia auropunctata (little fire ant), 406 nucleotides long. RefSeq names its product general transcription factor 3C polypeptide 2-like. The annotation marks the transcript as partial. The transcript has 2 exons. Gene Ontology annotation, biological process: transcription by RNA polymerase III. Gene Ontology annotation, molecular function: protein binding. NCBI's taxonomy places the organism in Eukaryota, Metazoa, Arthropoda, Insecta, Hymenoptera, Formicidae. The record is from RefSeq and is a predicted model, not a curated record. Gene Ontology annotation, cellular component: transcription factor TFIIIC complex.
AGUUAAUAGUGAAAAUAAAUCGCCCGUCUUAGCCUACGCGAUUGCGCAUAAUAGCGGUACAGUUUGGUGCUUAGAGUGGUGCCCGUCAGGAUGCUAUCAGGAUGUCGAUCUUGGUAACUACAAAGCGGGCGGAAGUGAUCUCAGGCGAAUGGGAUUACUUGCAGCUGCAUGCUCCGAUGGAUGUAUACAUAUUUAUUCGCUACCGUUCGCGGACGAACUUAAAUUCGAAAAAACGGAAGACAAUUCGUGGCCGAUUUACAAGACCGAUCCGGUAAUAACAUUGGUCAAGAAUAUUCUUAUGUAUGACAAUAAUGAACAAAACUGGCAGUGUACCAGGCUGUCGUGGACGAAGGAGCAUGGACAUAAGUAAUAUCCGUAAUCUAAAUUAUUUUUCGUGUACAAUCUU